Messenger RNA from Manihot esculenta (cassava), 4082 nucleotides. RefSeq names its product L-arabinokinase. The coding region runs from base 1270 to 3768 and encodes 832 amino acids. Gene Ontology annotation, molecular function: ATP binding. NCBI's taxonomy places the organism in Eukaryota, Viridiplantae, Streptophyta, Magnoliopsida, Malpighiales, Euphorbiaceae. The transcript has 27 exons. The record is from RefSeq and is a predicted model, not a curated record.
UAACAAGUAAAGCACAACUUAGCUAUGAUAGAAUGGAUUUCGUUGUUGAAUAUAUCUAUUUUUUUAUCUGUUACAAUUCAAUUGCUUUACACUUGGAUAACAAAUCUCACCAGAAUGGAAUGGAUAAGGACAAUGCCAUUACAACAAUAUCUUAUCCAAAAAUUUUAAUUUCUUAAGAAUAAUGCUUCAAUUGACCUUCAUCUUUUGAUGAUUGCAUUGGAAAAUUUGGUGGCAAAUAGCAGAAUUAAACAAACAGAAGUCCAAUAUACUAGAGCAUCUUCACUCCCAAACAAAACCCACUCCCCCAUAUCAGUGUAGCGAAUUCAAACUCACUAGUGCCAACAAUGAGAGUUGAAGACAGUCGAGGAGCUUCCAGGAAUCACCUAGUCUUCGCUUAUUAUGUCACUGGCCAUGGUUUCGGCCAUGCCACUCGUGUUAUCGAGGAACUUGAUUCUUGCUGGGCAUGAUGUGCACGUGGUCACCGGUGCACCUGACUUUGUGUUCACUUCCGAGGUACAGUCCCCUCGGCUCUUCAUCCGCAAGGUGCUGUUGGACUGCGGAGCAGUUCAGACAGACGCAUUGACAGUGGAUCGUCUUGCUUCAUUAGAGAAGAGACAGCUGUUAAACCACGGGACUCUAUUUUAGCAACAGAAACAAAGUGGCUUCGUUCCAUCAAAGCUGAUCUAGUGGUGUCAGAUGUUGUACCAGUUGCAUGCCGUGCGGCAGCUGAUGCUGGAAUUCGAUCUGUUUGCGUCACCAACUUUAGGUAAGUUGUUGUUACGAGUUUUCUUUUUCCUAGAGCACUCUGUCUCCUUAUCAAUAAUUUUGUCCAUAAUUUCCUUCGCAACUGUUAUGUAACUGAAAGCUUGUUAUGGGAUAUUUUUUUUUUUUUUACCACAACACUUUUUUUUUAAAAUUUUAAGAACAAAAAAGCAAUUGUGAAAUAGAAUUGUGCGAACACACUUCUCUUUAGUUUUGCUUCUGUAUUAUUAUUGAAUCCAAUGGAUAAAAAUGUUACAUUGCUUUACUCAUAUAUAAUUUUAUUUAGAAGUGUUUUGUCUUCCAAAAUUCAAAGCUACACCAUAACCGGUAAGAGCUUUUACUCCUUGAAUGGACUGGCAUGGAGUUUGGGUUUUGUGGUGACCCAGGCGUAAAUUCUUUAUCUGCCUUUCUUGAUGUCAGCCAAGUUACUAAAAACUAUUCUAGAAUCUGUUCUGUCUCUGGCUUGUUUGCUGUUGCAGUUGGGACUUCAUCUAUGCAGAGUAUGUGAUGGCUGCUGGAUACCAUCAUCGUUCUAUACUGUGGCAGAUAGCAGAGGAUUAUUCUCACUGUGAGUUCUUAAUCCGCCUCCUGGGAUAUUGCCCCAUGCCUGCUUUCCGUGAUGUUAUUGAUGUAUCUCUUGUUGUUAGGAGGCUGCACAAAACCCGCAAGGAGGUGAGAAAGGAACUUGGCAUUGGUGAUGAUGUGAACCUACUUAUCCUUAAUUUUGGUGGACAGCCAUCUGGCUGGAAGUUGAAGGAAUAUUACCUGCCUUCUGGUUGGCUAUGCUUGGUUUGUGGCGCUUCUGACAGCCAGGAGCUUCUACCGAAUUUCAUAAAGCUUGCAAAAGAUGCAUAUACACCUGAUCUGAUUGCAGCAUCUGACUGCAUGCUGGGAAAAAUAGGAUAUGGUACUUGCAGUGAGGCCCUUGCAUACAAGUUACCAUUUAUCUUUGUACGAAGAGAUUAUUUCAAUGAAGAACCCUUUUUGAGAAAUAUGCUCGAGUAUUUUCAGAGUGGGGUUGAGAUGAUUAGGAGAGAUUUACUUGCUGGUCAUUGGAAACCUUACCUUGAACAUGCAGUUAGUUUGAAACCAUGUUAUGAAGGUGGCAUAAAUGGUGGUGAGUUGGCUGCUCAUAUAUUACAGGAGACAGCUAUUGGGAAAUACUAUGCUUCUGAUAAGUUAAGUGGAGCAAGGAGAUUGCGAGAUGCUAUAGUCCUUGGGUAUCAAUUACAAAGGGUGGAUGGACGAGAUAUCUGCAUCCCAGAAUGGUAUGCGAAUGCUGAAAAUGAACUUAACAAGUCUACCAGAUCACCAGUUGCCCAAAAAAAUGAGGAUGGACCACCAAGAAGCACCUGGACUGGAGAUUUUGAGAUUCUGCAUGGAGAUCUUCAAGGUCUUUCAGAUACCACGAGUUUCUUAAAUAGUUUAUUAGAGCUAGAUUCUGCAUAUGACUCUGGAAAGAAUACUGAGAAGCUCCAGAUGUGGGAGCAUAAGGCUGCUGCAGGACUCUUUAAUUGGGAGGAAGAUAUCUUUGCGACAAGAGCACCUGGCAGGCUGGAUGUGAUGGGAGGGAUUGCAGAUUAUUCCGGAAGCCUUGUCUUGCAGAUGCCUAUAAGAGAAGCUUGCCAUGUUGCUGUUCAAAGGAUUCAUCCAAGCAAAAACAGGCUUUGGAAACAUGCUGAGGCUCGGCAAAAUGCAAAAGGACAAGGGGCCACUCCUGUUCUGCAAAUAGUAUCCUAUGGUUCAGAAUUAAGCAAUCGGGGCCCAACUUUUGACAUGGAUUUAUCUGAUUUUAUGGAGGGGAACCAGCCAAUAUCAUAUGAGAAGGCAAGGAAAUAUUUUGCUCAAGACCCAUCACAAAAGUGGGCAGCUUAUGUUGCAGGGUCAAUUCUUGUUUUGAUGACAGAACGAGGUGUGCGCUUUGAGGAUAGCAUUAACAUGCUGGUUUCUUCUGCAGUACCAGAAGGCAAAGGUGUAUCUUCUUCUGCCUCUGUGGAGGUUGCUAGCAUGUCUGCUGUGGCUGCUGCGCACGGAUUAAACAUCAGCCCAAGAGAUAUAGCAUUGCUUUGCCAGAAGGUGGAGAAUCACAUUGUUGGAGCUCCAUGUGGUGUGAUGGACCAGAUGACUUCAGCAUAUGGUGAAGCCAACAAACUUCUUGCAAUGGUGUGCCAGCCUGCAGAAGUAAUUGGUCUUGUGGAAAUUCCUGGACAUAUUCGAUUCUGGGGAAUUGGUUCAGGGAUAAGACACAGUGUUGGUGGUGCAGACUAUGGAUCUGUAAGAAUUGGUGCCUUCAUGGGUCGACAGAUGAUAAAGUCAGUGGCAUCUGCUAUGUUGUCUAGGUCAUUGCCCAGAGCUAAUGGAUCAAUGCUCGAUGAAUUGGAGGACUACGGUGCUGAACUACUAAAACAUGAGUCGUCCUUAGAUUAUUUAUGCAACUUGACACCACAUAGAUAUGAAGCUCUUUAUGCUAAAAUGCUUCCUGAAUCCAUUGUUGGUGAGGCAUUUUUGGAGAAGUAUACUGAUCAUAAUGAUCCUGUAACAGUAAUUGAUCCGAAGCAAACUUAUGUGGUGAGAGCUCCUGCUAGACAUCCUAUCUAUGAAAACUUCCGUGUCAAGGCUUUCAAAGCAUUGCUAUCAUCUGCAACUUCAGAUGAUCAACUUACUGCUCUUGGAGAAUUGUUGUAUCAGUGUCACUACAGCUACAGUGCUUGUGGACUUGGUACUGAAGGGACGGACAGGCUUGUGGGCUUGGUACAAGAAAAGCAACAUAGUAAACCCUCAAAAUCUGAAGAUAGGACAUUGUAUGGAGCAAAAAUUACUGGUGGGGGCUCUGGCGGAACAGUUUGUGUGAUUGGUAGGAACUCUCUGAAGAGCAGCCAACAAAUUUUUGAGAUUCAGCAAAAGUACAAAGGCGCAACUGGCUAUUUGCCAUUUAUUUUUGAGGGCUCAUCGCCAGGGGCAGCAAAGUUCGGUAACCUGAGAAUUCGCCGGCGCUUCUCUUUUUAAACUAAAUUAAUUGUCCUAAUAAUAUUACAUGUGAUUUUUUUUUGCCAACAGCAUAUUUAUAGGAAGUGUCUAGAACUAAAACAAAGGAAAAUAAAAUGAUUGUUGUUUAAUUGUAGAGAAAAGUAUCAUAAAUGUAUUUACAUUUUUGGUUGUGAUUCCAAAAUAAUUGGAGAUUAGGGUGUGAACAAACAAUUCAAAGUGCCUCCAUUUAAGGACUUACUUUUCUACCCUAUUCUACAACAAGGGUUGGAUCGGAGUUUUUAUCAAUUUGGUGCUGAAAGAAAAAGAUUUUCACAAUUUAGAUUUUAAAACAA